AUGUAUUCAAGAAGAUCAUUUAGUAACUCAGUUAAAAGACUUGCAAAUUUUGGUAAACCACAGAACCCACCUAUUGAUCCAUCAUUACAUUUAAAAAUUCAACCAAUUACAAGGGUAGGAGAAACGAUAAAUAUUAAAAGAGCAAGAUUAUUAUAUCAAUCAAGAAAAAGAGGUAUACUAGAGUCAGACUUAUUAUUAUCUAGAUUUGCUAAUAAGUAUCUUAAUAGAAUGACAAUGGAAGAAUUAGAUGAAUAUGAUAAAUUAUUAGAUGAAGCGGAUUGGGAUAUUUAUUAUUGGGCAACUAAGAAUUUUGAUGUUACUCCAUUACCUGAUAAAUGGAAGGAUCUGAAAAUAUUAAAACAAUUACAAGAAUUAUCUGAAAAUCAUGAUAAGGAAAUAAUGAGAAUGCCCGAAUUAAAUUUAGAUCCAAAUAUUGAAUUAAAUAAAAAAGAAGUAUAA
Insectozyma verbasci is the source of this 459-nucleotide messenger RNA. The record is from the annotation of a GenBank genome assembly. NCBI's taxonomy places the organism in Eukaryota, Fungi, Ascomycota, Pichiomycetes, Serinales, Debaryomycetaceae.